Carassius gibelio (silver crucian carp) is the source of this 5412-nucleotide messenger RNA. RefSeq names its product homeobox protein Hox-A10b-like. The record is from RefSeq and is a predicted model, not a curated record. Gene Ontology annotation, biological process: regulation of transcription by RNA polymerase II. The transcript has 2 exons. Gene Ontology annotation, molecular function: RNA polymerase II cis-regulatory region sequence-specific DNA binding; DNA-binding transcription factor activity, RNA polymerase II-specific. Bases 2405 to 3439 code for a protein of 344 amino acids. Lineage: Eukaryota; Metazoa; Chordata; Actinopteri; Cypriniformes; Cyprinidae. Gene Ontology annotation, cellular component: nucleus.
UUACUUUGUGUACGGGCAAAGGACUACGUCUUCGUGAACCAUACAAGGCAGGUAAAUAGCCAAGCUACCAUUGGGGAAUUUUUGUCAGGAUUGCGUUCAAUUAUUGUAAUUUUUAGAUGAUAAUAUAGACUAACAUUUUAAUGUUCAAAAAGUAGCCUGCAAGUAAAGUUUGUUUAAUGAUAAAAACAUAUUUAUUCUAAAAGUAACACCACUUCUAACAGUUUUAUUCGUCUCAGAGUAUUUGUUUGUUACAAUUUGACAACUUGACCAGAGAUUAUUAUUUAUUUAUUUAUUUUAUUUUUUUAAGAAAUUGGAGACAUGUUUUGAUUCUUGGCUUGUUACAGUUUUACAAUCGUGCAUUUUAUUUGUAUUGUUUUCUACGCCAUAUAAAAUCAAGAAGUCUUCAGCAAAUUGUGGUGCGUUGAAUAAAAAACAAAAUGAUCUAAUCUUUAUUGGUUAAUUAAAAUUAAAAUGACUUUUAAGACAAUAGCCGUCUCAAGUCCCUUUGAUUUCUUAAUGCAUAAAGUACAAAUAAAUGUUUUUUUAAUAGCCGAAAAGAUCAAUUUCAAAUAAUAAUUUAUAAUUUUCCCAAGUUUUUUCCUUUGACAUAGACUAGGCUACAUUUCAGCUUAUUACUCGUGCUAAGAACUUAUUUUAUGGUAACAUUAUCAUUAUUAGUUAUUUACAGUAAAACCUCCACUAGACAGAGUGAAUCCAAACAUGAUUAUUGGAGCAGGGACAACUUGGAUAUAAAAAAAUAGGUUUAGACUACUUUGAUGUGAGCAUACUUAUUUUUUGCAAAGUUUUUUUUUUUCGACCCGAGUCAUACUGUAUGGUCGAUAUUUAAAAUUGAAUGCUGAUGCUUGUGUGCUUUUUUUUUUUUAAAUCAUAAAUGUUAAUUCCAACUAUAGGACGAUUAAUCCUAUGAACAAAGAAACAGGUCUAUUUGUGAAUAUAAAACCGUUGGAAAGAAAGUUCAGAGAUAGAGCAAUAAAUGACCAUUUUCCACAUAAAAUUAAGCAACAUAGGCUGACCAAAAAAAACAAACACUUAAAUGUGAACCUGGACCACAAAACCAGUCUUAAGUAUCACCCGUGUAAUAGCAAGAGCGAAAAAUACAUGACAUGGGCCAAAAUUAUCCAUUUUUCUUUUAUGUCAAAAAUCAUUAGGGUAUAAAGGAUGUAAACAUCAUCUUCCAUGAAGAUAUUUUGAAAAUUCCCUACCGUAAUAUCUCAAAACUUAAUUUCUGAUUAGUAAUAUGCAUUGCUAAGGACUUCAUUUGGACAAUUUUAAAAGCGAUGUUCUCAAUAUUUAGAUUUUUUGCACCAUCAGAUUCUAUAUUUUUAAAUAGUUAGGUCUAUUUAUAUCUCGGUCAAAUAUUGUCCUAACAAACAUACAUCAAUGGAAAGCUUAUUUAUUCAGCUUCCAGGUGACGUAUACAUUUCGAAAAACAUAACCUUAUGAAAAAACACAAACCUGAGAGAGAUGAAUUUAGAAUUAUAUUUCAAAUAAUUAAAUGCAAAUCAAAUGACAAAUGUACAACGGCGGCCUCGACAUCACACAGGCAGAUUUUCAGAUAAAUGAUAAUAUCUCCUGAAUGCCAAAGGUGGGCAAAGGUAAAGUUAAUCACAUAUAACAUUUGCGUAAAAAUGGCUAUUGUUAAAUAAUUUAGUAAACGUUAUGAGAUUGUGGUUAGAUUUAUCUCUAUGUUUAAAAAAAAGAAAACAGCAUUUAAAUUAACUUUUUUACUGUGUUAACCCAUAACCCAGUAUAGUAAUUAUAAAGCUUAGCCUGCUAUAUAGGCCUUUAUGUAACUUUAAGAUUAUCACAUGCUAAAUCUUCAUUCGAGUACGGAAAUCCAGAUCCACCACAUAAAGUGUUUCUGAAAAGCAGACUGAAAUCCGCCUAUCGUUUUGAACUUGAGUGUAUAUAAAUAAAUAGUUUUGACCCACCGCAUGCAUGAAAACCAGAAGAGCAGUCUGUAACUCACUGUUUAUGUGCUUAAAGGGCUGUUGGGGCAAUUACAGUGUAUCAUAAAGGUUUACUAUUUUAGCACUUGAUCUCAUUUUCGUUACCUUGUUGCUUUUUGGUUUUGUAUAGGCUACGUGGCUCACAAGGCUUUGCGGCUAAGCGGCGAUGUCAGCGUUAACGAAGCCAGUGGUCGUAAACGUUACGCUGUUCGCGUGAAAUUCUGCUUUUAUUAGUUUAUAUUCAAAAACGACUGAUCGGGUUUAUGUAGAUUUGACUUUAAAAGAAUCUAGCAGCUUGAAAAAGAUAUGGGACACAAGGGUUACGUGCACACAGGGGGAGGAGUCAUCGGUGCUCGUUGCGAUUUAAUUGGCUGUUAGCGCGCACUGAGUUGUAUAGUUAUCAGUAAUUAUAUUCAGCAUGUUUUGCACAAGAAAUGUCAUCCAGAAAGGGCAAUCUUCUUCCACCGUCAAAUUAUACCACAAAGAUGUCAUGCUCCGAUAGUCCAUCUGGAAAUUCGUUUCUGGUAGACUCCCUGAUCCACGGAAGGGCCGAGGGAAGUGGACACUACUACCAAAACAGCGGAGUCUACUUGCAGCCGAGCUCCGAGUAUUCUUAUGGACUGUCUAACUGUGGCUAUUUUUCUGGACUCAAACGGAACGAGAGCAAUUCGCAAAAUGUAAUACCUACGUGUGGGCCAUAUCAAGGCAUGGAAACAUGGCUGGAGACGUCGAGGUCCUGUCGCAUUGAACAGCCUAACAACCAAAUUACCCCACGGUCGUUCUCGCCCACCAUAAAAGAGGAAAUCUCUUACUGCUUAUACGAGUCUGAGAAGUGUCCAAAAGACACCAUUACAGAGGACAUAUCGUACUCCCGGCUGACACCAAACUCGUGUCCAUCUAGCAACAAUAACGGCUGUGUUCCGGUACCUGGUUACUUCCGUUUAUCUCAGACAUGCACCACAUCUAAAGGUUUUCCAGACAACCAGUCGACUCAUGCUGCUGCUCAGCGCUCUACCCGAUUUGACAGCUCUCUUUCAGCCAUAGGAGGAGAAGAGAGCAGGGAAGAGAACGAAGAGCCUCCCACAUGCGCACCAUGUGCCCCGGCAAGAAACAAGGAGCUAAGGGGGUCCACUGGCACCGCUUCAUCUCCCGAACCGCCGGACAGUCCGGAGAAGGCGGUCACUGUUACAAAAGGAGAUUCCAAAAGUGACAACACAGCUAACUGGCUGAUGGCGAAGAGUGGUCGUAAGAAGCGUUGUCCCUACACCAAACACCAGACUCUAGAGCUGGAGAAAGAGUUCCUCUUCAACAUGUACUUGACACGAGAGCGUCGCCUCGAGAUCAGCCGCAGCGUUCACCUCACGGACAGACAGGUCAAAAUCUGGUUCCAGAACCGACGGAUGAAGCUGAAGAAGAUGAGUCGAGAAAACCGAAUCCGAGAGUUGUCGGCCAACUUCAGUUUUUCAUGAAGCCUUCUCGCUUUAUAGAUCACUGGCGCCCUCCUCCAUCAGCAGCAGUGGUAGCCUACAACAACCCGUCUCCGUAGGUGUGUGUGUGUGUGCAUAUGUGACUCGUGCAAGAUACUAUUGAUAACUUAUUGUGUGUCGUAUACUGUUGACGUUUUUAUCUGUUUAUGUAUCAUUUUAUUUGACAAGCCAGUCGUCAUAACAUGUCAUGGUUAUUUAUAAACUGUCAAGAGUACUUCACUGUAAAAGCAAGAAAAGAAAAUAUCGAAUGCUGAAGGUGUUCAUUGUACAUAGCAUUCAGACUAUAUUGUACAUUUACUGUAUAUAACUGCGGUAUUUGCAUGUUGUAAUAAUAACUAUUAUGAAACCAUUUUUAAAUAAUAACGACCCGAUUCUUGGAAGUACGACCUUGGUCAGGUAUUUGCUGUUUUAGGCAUAAGUGGAAAAAUCCGGUUCUUAAAAUGUAGAAACUUCUCAACUUGACGGGACUCCUUGUAUUAUUUGAACAGCACUCAAAAGAGAUGGUCUCAGAUGUAAAUUAGUUAUUCACACAUGGCAGAAAAUACAUAGAGGCAUGUACCUAAAAUCAUCUUAGCCUACAUUUAAAGACAAUUAUUAGUCCAAAACACUCUUGAUUUUCUGAGCUUUUUUAUAACGGGGAUUUUUUGAGGAGCAAGGACUUUGCAAUUUUUUUUCUAUAAUUAUCAACACAGUCAAUACUAGUCCCGUGAUAAGUUACACACACAAAAUAUAUAUUACAAUCAUUCCCAUAUCAAUUAUAUAGUCAUGUCUUUCGGGUUCUAUUUCUAAUUAAAUUUAAUUAAGGGAAUAUUCCAUGAAAAUUGUAUGGGACUGUAUUGGUUAUCACAGCAGUCUGGGCAAAAACUCACAUUUGAUUGUAUUGGUUUGCUUGUGCAGAAAAUAAAUAGUUAAAAAAAAAAUUAUACGGCGUUGCCUUCUUAUCUUCGCAAGCAAGAAACAAAGACAACUGCUAAGUGAUUUAGGUAGUUUCAUGUUGUUGUGCUCUAUUUUACAUCCCCACGACACGAAACUGUCUUAAUUGCCUCGCAGUGAGAUUCAGCACAACACAAGACAAACAUUGCGGCGAAUUCUAAAAGUCUUUCCAGAACUAUAUUUUAUCUUAAAAGAAAAGCAGCAUAUAUUUUACAGACACAAUUCUAAUGCGUGAGCUGCACGCCUGAAGUGAAAUCUUUAGAGUUGUAUAAAAAGUAAAUGUUGGAGUGCAGGUGUAGUUAGCAAGGCCUCGGUUACGAUCAAUGCACUUUGGCCAAAGCCGCGUGCGCAUCUGAGACUGAGAGCACGCCCACACUGCCGGAUGCGUCUGCUGGGCCGGAGGAAAAAAAACACAAAGGCUUUAUUGGCCAUAUUUAGGCCAGACAGCCAAGUUAUAACCCGAAGAAAAACAGAGUAAUAGCCCGUUAUAAACAAAGUCUGUUGAAGUGCCCAGAGAUCCACUCUUCCGAGGACAAGAUCAGAGCAAUGCUCAUUGACCAGAGGGAGAGAAAGGUCUGGUAGUCCAUGGUUGUCCUCUAUUGUCAAUGUUUUCAUGGCUAAAACUAAAAAAAUAUCAGGAUUAAAUGUAUUUUCUAUUAAAACAUCCUUGUAUUUAUGCAUGCUUUGUUACAAUUACGUUGCUGAUUUCCAAAUGCCAUGCAAUGUUUAUAUUCUGAAUAAAACAUGCCGAGCAACUCUACCUUUAGCCACUGCAAAUAUAUUUACAAAUGCAACAUUUGAAUUAUGAAGCAUACAGUCACUAUUUCACUGAAUGUGUGUGAUAUUGCAAAACAAAGCUUUUCUGUGCUGUAUCAGCUUAUUCAAGAACAUUAACAAUAUAAUAGCAUAAUAACAUUGUAAUAACAUUGUGCCUGUGACAUACUGUUGCUAUGAAAAUCAUGUUUAUAAUCAUUAUUAUUUUUUGUAGUGUUGAUCAAACACAUUUUAAAUGUUAUUAAAUA